UCUGCUUACUUCUCCUGUCCGCUUGAUCGUGGCGCGUGUGGGUGAUGUUUGUAUGUGUUCAUGUGUGCAUGUCUCGACCCACCUCUGCUCCACAUACCGUACCGAUUGUCCCUGCAUUCACACAGGCAGGUGGGAGACUGGCUGUCUUCAGAACAGGCACAGAGUGACUACGCACCUUAUUUCUAUGAUAAUGGUCCCGACAGUAACAGCGGUAACAUGGCAUUAUUCAGUCUUUCAGAGGAUACACCAAAAGGAACAGAGAUAUAUGUUCUAAAUGGAACCGAUCCUGAAGGCCAGCCAGUAAAAUAUGGGCUAGCCUUUGAACCGGGAUCCAAAGAAUAUUUUCGUGUUCAUCCCAAAUCUGGAGCACUAACUCUGAUAGAAGAGCUGGAUAGAGAGGAACAAGAUGAAAUUGAGGUACUUGUCAGCAUCUCAGAUGGCCUUAAUAAAGUAGUUGAAAAGGUUUCAGUGUUUGUAAUGGAUGCCAAUGAUGAGAGACCACAGUUUCAGAACAUGCCCUCUGUCCUAGAUGUGCCAGAGAGCGCUACAUCUGGGAGUAGCAUCUACAAAGUACAAGCAGUGGACAGAGACACUGGUUCGGGGGGAUCAGUCACAUACUUCCUACAGAGCACUGAACUGAGCACAAAGUUUGCCAUUGACCACCAUAGUGGCGUACUGCGGAUAAAACCGGGUGAAGCCCUCGAUUAUGAGAAAUCCCGCACACAUUUCAUCACUGUGGUAGCAAAGGACGGGGGUGGCAAUUACAAUGGCAAGCAACAAGUGAUGUCAUCAUCUGCCACUUUAACAAUAAAUGUCAUUGACACUCAAGACACUCCUCCUAUGUUUGUUGGAACACCUUACUUUGCUUAUGUCUAUGAAGUCUCCUCGCCUGGCUCUGAAAUAUUUACAGUUUUUGCCAAAGAUGGUGACAUGGAAAAUCUAAAUGCAAUCAUGUAUUCAAUAGAUUCUGGAGCAGAUGGGGUUUUUGCCAUCAAUAAAACCAGUGGAUGCAUAACUCUGAAGGUGUACCCAACCCAACUGAGGAGGGAAAUCUUUCAUAUAAAAGUCAAGGCUUCAGAGGUGGGUGCAGAUGGAAACCUCAUGGACUUUGCUAUCACCACAGUAACCAUUCGGGUGGUGGAUCUGAACAACCAUCCACCCACAUUCUUUGGAGAGAACGGACCACAGAACAUGUUCGAGUUAACUAUGUAUGAGCAUCCUCCAGAGGGAGAGGUCCUGAGGGGCUUGAGAAUCACAGUCAAUGAUUCAGACCAGGGAGCGAAUGCAAAAUUCCACCUUAGGUUGGUGGGUCCAGGUCGUAUGUUACGAGUGGUUCCUCAAACUGUCCUAAAUGAAGCCCAAGUCACCAUCCUAGUAGAGGAUUCUGCUGCAAUAGAUUUUGAGAAAUCACAAUUCCUGACAUUUAAGCUCCUAGCUGUAGAGAUUGACACGCCUGAGAGAUUCAGUGCCACAGCAGAUAUCAUCAUCCAUUUACUAGACACCAAUGAUAAUGCUCCAAAAUUCACUUCUGAUUUUUACAUAGCCCGGAUUCCAGAGAACUCACCUGGAGGUUCCAAUGUUGUGUCUGUGACAGCCACAGAUCCUGAUUCUGGUAUUUGGGGUGUGGUCAAAUACUCCAUCUAUGGCUCUGGAGCAGACUUGUUUCUCAUUCAGCCUGAUUCUGGAAUCAUCUACACACAGCCCUGGGCCAGUCUGGAUGCUGAGGUUAAAUCAAAGUAUAACUUUUAUGUAAAGGCUGAAGACACUGAGGGAAAAUACAGUCUUGCAGAGGUCUUUGUUACGAUUCUAGACCUUAAUGACCAUCCACCAUCAUUUAAUGAAAACUCUCUAGAAAAGACAAUGGUGAUUGGUGCACCAGUGAAAAUAGAGGCAACUGAUGAAGAUGCAGAGGAGCCCAACAAUGUAAUUGAAUACUCCAUCAUGAAAGCUGACCCAGACAAUGUAUUUGACAUUGAUGCAGACACAGGAGAAAUAAAGCUGAAGCCAUACAUCAAGUCCAUGGACAUAGUCCAGAACAUUACCAAUCAGAAAGACUGUACUUGGUCUGUGGUGGUUCAGGCCAAAGACAGAGGUUCUCCAUCCUUCAGCACUACCACUGUGGUAAAGAUUGAUAUCACAGAGGCGACUCAACUCAGUGGACCUUUGACGUCCUUUUUAAUGAAAAGUAGGGAAAAUCCCAUGCAAAUCCUAGGCUUGAUCGCUGGUGUCAUUAUAAUUAUGGUUUUUGUGACAGUCUUGAUCUCUACUGUAAUAUACAUGAGAAACAUAAAGUCCAACAAGAUCCUACCUUCCCGUCGAAUCAUAAGGAGGAAACGUAGACAUCAGAGACAAGAGAACUUCCAGCAACCGUUUAGAGAGGAAAACCCUGGAGAUUCAUUUAGAGAGAGGGAACUGGAGAUCCCCACAGUAAAGAAUGUCAACUGUAACAAUAACAUCAGAGUGUGUACUCAUCAUCGAGCACCUCCAUCACCUCCUAAUGCCCCGGUUUUACCCCCGCCAUUGCCAAGUCACUAUAGACAAAGUGACAGGGAUUGGACAAUACCUACAAUUUCUGCUUCAGUGGCCUCCAAGUCAAAGAAAAGGGGUAAAGACAAUCCUGUAAACACAGCGUUGGUUUCUGAGCUCAAACUUAGACUGGAACAGAAAAAGAUGGCUAACCGAUACUGAUUAUCUGUGCAUGUGAAUGUAUUAGUGAAAUGCAUGUGGGUUUUCUGUAAAAAGAUUUACCAGUGUUCAUUGGAGACAUGAGAAGAUUAUCAUCCGUGCUUCUUUUUAUCAAGAAGAUUUGCUGAAGUGAUGACCAUGAGUACAAGAUCUCAGCGGGAAUUGGCCUCUUCUACCAACUCUGUAUGCAUUAGAAAGAAUGCAGUAACUAGCUUGCAGAGUUUAGCUGGGGCUGCAGGUUGGCCAUAAUAAUAGAGGCAAGAGGGGUAGUUUCAACAUGGAUAACACACUGCUAAUCAGCAUGUUGUUACCCAGUGUACUGCCAUCUUCUGGAUGGAAAAUAAUUUGGUUUAUUCUUGUGGCUUACUGUACAUUUCUCCAUCUGUUGUUACUUUACAUACAAAUGUAUUAUAAUGGUACCACAGAAGUUAGUCAUCAUCUCGACUGUGAGGCACCAACAUGGAAAAUAAAAUACGCCCUUGAAUUUUUCUUUAUAAUUGUAAUUUUUACUCACUGCAUGAUUAUUUAAAGGGAACAAUGGUUGUUUGUGGCCAUUGAAUAAAUGCAUUCCAGAUCUCAUACCUUAUCAUACCAUCUAGAACUUUGAAAUGCCAAAUUGUUUACAGAGAUGUUUUACAGCUUUUUUUUAUUUAAUUUUUUGACAAACCCAGAUGACUGACACCUAAAAUCACAUACAAAUCAAAUAUUAUACUCAGUGGUAGGCUGGCACUUGCAAAUGUCUAGAAUAAAUAUUGAAUGUGUACUUACUGGUUAGCAACAUUUAUACCAGUAAAUAGUUACAUGACCUCCUAUCCUUCAAUUAAUCACAAUGAAGAUAUUCUUGUUAUAUUCUGUUGUGCAUAUGUUUUAACAAUCAAACCUACCUUGUCCUUCUUCAUCAAAUUUAGUGUUAAAUAAUAACUGAUUCUUGUGAUGGACGUUUAUAUUCACUCUUUUGUAAAUAAAUGUA
This is a messenger RNA of Xyrauchen texanus (razorback sucker), 3655 nucleotides long. RefSeq names its product cadherin-related family member 1. Bases 61 to 2688 code for a protein of 875 amino acids. Gene Ontology annotation, cellular component: adherens junction; catenin complex; plasma membrane. NCBI's taxonomy places the organism in Eukaryota, Metazoa, Chordata, Actinopteri, Cypriniformes, Catostomidae. Gene Ontology annotation, biological process: cell-cell junction assembly; calcium-dependent cell-cell adhesion; homophilic cell-cell adhesion. Gene Ontology annotation, molecular function: cadherin binding; calcium ion binding. The transcript is spliced from 17 exons. The record is from RefSeq and is a predicted model, not a curated record.